AUGUCAUCGAAGGUUGAUCUCAAGGGAAAACCACCCAAGGUCCCACUCAAGGUCAAUUCCAUUCCCAUCAAACCACCAAAGGCCCCUCCCAUCAAACCACCCAAGGUGAAAAAAGUGGCCAAACCAAAGAAGACUUUUCAGCAGAUGCUCAAUGAGCUCCCAGACGCAGAUGUUAUAUUGAAGUACUUUUGGAUAACUGGGCACUCGCUAGCCUUGAUGGGCUUCCUACUAUAUUUUGCCACAAUGCUCUCGAGGUCUCCAUUGCCCAUGAUCUGGUACACCUUCAGCUUCAUUGGGUGCAUUAUAACCUACUCAACAGUGAUAAUCCGUCGAUACUUGUUGAUAGUCAGAAAGAACCAGAGUGUUAACGUAUACUCCAACUUUUCCAAGUUGAUUUCGGUCAACGACUUGGUCAGAUCAGAGAACUUUUUGUUUUUGGCUACCAGUUUUCUUUAUCUUUUCAGUCCCAUGAGUUUUUUCAAGAUACUACCCUUUGGAUUGUUUAGCUUGCUCAAUUUGAUGAACUACUUGGUGAAGGAAGUGUUCCGAGACUAUUCGAUAUCCAGACACUUGAUACCAUUGUUGAAGUUUUUUGAAAAGCCAUCGAGAAUCAUCUGUUCACACAUUGAUUUCUUUGUACUAAUUCCGAUAAUUUUCUUGCAAUCAGUGUUUAUAAACCACCAUUUCUAUCAAUUGGUGUUUUUUUUACAAUUAUGGUUUAUCAAGUUGGAGAGCAUUAAGAGCCAAAGAACAGUUUUCUACUCGUUGAUUUACUUGGUUGACACGUUGAUAUCCAUUUUACAAGACAAAAAAGUCAAGAUCAACCCUGUUGUAUUGACAAAGUACAACCGGUUCAAAUUGAACUUUGAAAAGCUUCUUCCAUUGGAUCCCAGUUAUAAAACAUUUUCUACUAGUAACAAGCUACCCUUCAGCUUGGGAAAUGUAGACGACGAUACUUCUUCUCUUAUCUACGGCCAGGGAAGAUUUUCCUAA
Messenger RNA from Ascoidea rubescens DSM 1968, 993 nucleotides. RefSeq lists its product as uncharacterized. Gene Ontology annotation, cellular component: endoplasmic reticulum. Gene Ontology annotation, biological process: membrane organization; endoplasmic reticulum tubular network organization. The coding region runs from base 1 to 993 and encodes 330 amino acids. The transcript has a single exon. The record is from RefSeq and is a predicted model, not a curated record. Lineage: Eukaryota; Fungi; Ascomycota; Saccharomycetes; Ascoideales; Ascoideaceae.